GCUUAUUUUCGUGGACAGUUUUUGUGCGGAGUAAAAUCGCUCGUUUAGCCUCUUCAUCUCUGUUAGAAAGCAACUGUGAACACGCUAGCGCGGUUGUUUAUUUAGAUUUUAUUGAAAAACUCGCAAAUAUGUCCGGAAGAGAAGGUGGUAAAAAGAAGCCCCUAAAAGCUGCCAAGAAAGCGACCAAGGAGAUGGAUGAUGAUGAAAUGGCUUUCAAACUGAAGCAGAAAGAAGACCAGAAAGCCUUGGAGGCAUUGAAGACGAAAGCAGCAGGAAAGGGACCAUUAACUGGUGGAGGAAUCAAGAAGUCUGGAAAGAAGUGAUUAUGCAUUUGAAGAUCAUGGAAUCAUUUUGUUGCUGAAUCACAGCCCACGGUCAAAUCCAACCCCUGCUAACCCCUCCCCCUUAUCUUUUCACGUGGGUCCAUUGUAGAAAGAGGAAAAACAUGUAAUGACCUUUUUGAAUAAUUUCCGAUGUGUUCUUGUAAAGAAAGUUCUGAAAGAAAGUAUUGUAACUACUGCAGUAUUUUCACUCAAUCUAGAUUGAGAUUCUGUCAAGAAACACGUCAGUAUUAGAUCAGUAGCUACACUAGAGAUACAAACAUGACAUACAGUACAAAUAUGACUAGUAUUGUGGUAAGAUUUAAUCCCAGUUCAAUGUAACUUUUCCCAAGCUUGGCCAUCUGCAUCUUCAGCACCUGUAUCUCCAAAUUCAGCUUCUCUUGUUGGAGGAGGCUUCUCCAGCUCCAUCACCUCUUCACACACUCCCUCUUGUUGGAGGAGGCUUCUCCAGCUCCAUCACCUCUUCACACACUCCCUCUUGUCCAUGUACAGGGUUCUAUUUCCCAGUCCCCGAACCUGAAAAGGAGUUAUUUUUAUCUACAAUUAUUUUGCUGUGUAGAUGUCUACACAAUAUUUUUUGAAUGUGCUUGGGAGUGAUAUGUGCAUUUGUGUGUGUGGAGUGAUAUGUGUAAAGAUGUUGCCGUUUUGACGAUUUUCUUUGAAAGGAAAGUUUGGGAGAUUCAGAAUAAAGAGCAAUGAUGCUGCUUA
Molecule: messenger RNA, 1049 nt
Organism: Coregonus clupeaformis (lake whitefish)
Lineage: Eukaryota; Metazoa; Chordata; Actinopteri; Salmoniformes; Salmonidae
Product: translation machinery-associated protein 7
Exons: 4
Coding region: 129-323 (64 amino acids)
Source: RefSeq, a predicted model, not a curated record